AUGUGCGCAACGAAAUCUCAGCCAAGCGAGGGGGAAUGGCUGGAGCACAGGAGCCUGAUUAGGUAUGAGUAUCUAGUCAAAGAUACAACACUCAAAGACUUAAUCACUCUCUUAAGAGUUCAAGGGCUACAUGCCACGAAAGGACAGCUAGAAGCUAGACUUAAGAGCUGGAACUUCUCUAAAUACAUCGACCAAGCGACAUGGCAGCACAUUGAUCAUAAGAUUCGCAAGCGCAAAGAAGAGGGAAAGGACAGUGAUGUCAUACAUUGUGGCAGGAAAUUGAAAAAGCCAAAGGUCACAAAAGAGACGAAUCGUCAUCGAGAAACAAACAUCUUUGCUCGAUUCGAAACAGCUCCACCAUCUCCAACAAGUCUGCAACUUUGCAUUUGUACUCCACCAACCUUGUAUAUGACCUUCGACUGGCCUUCUUCUUUGCCGUGGCUCCGUCUGCGAGAUGCUUGGAAUGAUACGAUUAGCGUUAUCGUACCCAAAGACAUGAUAAUUCAGCAGAAUGACGACUCUCGUCACAUUGUUUCUUCAUUGAUGACAAUCCUGGCCCCUUAUGGCACAGAUGUGGAAUCGACGUCUUUAUCCAAGCUGAUAUCAGGUAUCAGUAAUGUGAUGCCUGAAUGGUAUCCUGAAGAGCACGUCAGGACUGCUCAAGACCUGCUCACUGGUUCGGCCUCUGAUUCCAGCGCCGAAUGUUUCAAGGUUAUGGUGUACAUGGUGUCAAAUUCAAUGAAAACAGACCAGCGAUUCUCUUUUUUUGUCGACCUUAUAGGAACAGCCAACAUAGAGCUCCGAGCCCACUUCAGCAAGCUCCGGAACGAGAGCCCUACCAUUCAAUCAUUUCUGGAGAAAUUAUUCCAAUCCGAGAUCAACAAGGCAACUUCACGAUAUGACAAAAAAGCAGAGCCACGGGGGCUUGAAUCGCUCACCUCGCUUUUGGAAUUAGGACUGGAUCCGGAUUACCCUUGCUGCAUGAAUGACCGAAUCUGGACGACUCUAUGUACUCCGAUCCAGGAGGCAACCAGAGCCGGCUGUCUAGAGCUUAUUCAGUUACUUCUCCGAUUCCAAGCCCGAGUGGAUCGGACACACGUCAGUGAUAAGAGAGAUGUUUUUGUCAACUUGGCCUUAGAUGCUCCGUGUUCUGACUCUCGAAAAUUGCGAAUUCUGGCCGUACUGUUUGAGCAUGGGUUUCUCAACAAGGAUGAAAUGGUGCGUGCGGCUAUCGAACUGCAUGAUGAAGAAGCAAUUCUCAGUAUCCUAGAUUGUGGUAUUGACGUUACAAACUAUGAGUCUUCAUGGUUACAUGCAGCAGACCGAAGUGAGUUACAAUCUAGUGUGAGCUACAUUGCAAGUCCGUCAGUUCUCAUGAUGGCAGUCCAGGCCGGUGGUAGGAUUGCGAACUUGAUGUUGGACCACCUUUCACUAAAUGGCCAACCAUCACCUUCAGCCCUAGCAGAUGCUUACAUAGCCGCGGCCUAUGAAGGACAUCAUGACAUCAUGCUGCGACUGGACGCUAUGCAUACUUCCGAAGUGGCUUGUAACAAAGAGGGCAUUACACCUCUACAGGCAGUAGUGGUCGGGGGCGAUCCAACUGUAUGCAAACAUAUUCUCGAACGCCAUGGAGGCUCAACAGCGUCGCUGAUUCUUGUCGCGGCUAUCCUUGGAAACUUGGAAGUAGUAAAGCUACUUAUCGAAUACGGAGGCGACCCCAAUGCUCUAUUCUGCACCCACGACAUCCAAUUGUAUGAUUACUUCAACAUCGGCCAAUACCACGGUGAAGAUUCGACCAUCUUAAAAUUGAGCGACAACCACGAAUUUAUUCACCGUCAUAACGGACACCCGACCCCUAUCCUCUCCGUGCUCAUGCAUUCAGUAUCUGAUUUUAAUCUUCUGGAAUUCAGUGUCCCGACACUGAUAGAGAAUGGAGCCACUAUACCUCGUAGCGAAAUGGCUACGUUUUCAAGGCUUUGCUUUCACGAAUGUCUCAAAGCUGCACUCGAGGCUGGCGGCAAUCCAAACGAUGUGGAUGAAAAGGGUGAUACGAUGCUCCAGUGUGCUUUGAGUAGCGAUUUUAUUGAAGAUGGAGAUGAAUACGUCUCGAAACUAGAAGACAGAGCCUUUGAACGCCUCCUCACUGUUAAGCUUCUUAUGCAGGCUGGAGCAAGGCUCACUGGUGGGGAAGUUGUGAGAGCCAUCUAUCUUCGAGAAUGGUCCUUGGUCUCAUUUCUUUUACAAAACGGUGGGACCUUGAACGAUGUUGACGACACGGGACGAGGCUGCCUAGAGGCCGAAAUAGAGGCACAGAAUGACCGAACCCUACAAGACGUUCUUGAAGCACAAGAGCUUCCAAUCGAUGCAGGACCCUUCUGUGCGUCUCUACGAACGGGUGACUGGGCUCUUGUCAGAAGCCUUCUCAAAAGAGCUCAUAAGCCGACAAGCUGUCACCUGGUGGAAGGAACCGCCGUGGGCUUGGCUGCUAGGGCAGGGCAGCUUGAUAUCUUAGACAAACUCCUCGCGCGAUUCACCGACCCAUCAGCAUUGAGUUUGGCAAGGAUUCCUGACCAUAUUUUUGCCAGUGAUGUAUAUUCUGUGACUGAAGGGGGGGGUUGGGUUGCUGGUUUUUGGCGUCGUGCCACUGAUCGGUGCUUUAGCGUGGGCAGUCCUCUUGCCCUAGCCGCUUCCGGAGGGAAUACUUGUGGUUUUGGAGAGCUCCUUCGCCGUGGUUGUAAGAUGGAUACAGUGAGCUGGGCCGUUGUUGCACACAGUGCGUGUUCCUCUGAGUAUUUGCAACUGUUGAAAGAAUUUAGUUGCGGACUCGGCAAUGCCACAGAAUACGGCAAGGAAUUGGGAACAGCAUUGUGGAGAGCGAUCACACAUAAAAAGUUUGAUCUAGCGCAAUACUUAGUGGAGGAGGGAGCAGAUGUCGAUGAAUACGAUAUCUCCACAAGGGAAUGCACAUCGCCUUUGCAGCGCGCGAUAAAAAUGGGGCUUAUGAAAGUGGCAGUAUACCUCCUUGAAAAGAAAGCAAACAUCAAUGCCCCACCAGCGUUCGAAAAAGGCGCAACUGCUCUUCAAUUCGCCGCCAUAGGCGGUCAUAUCGGACUUGCAAGACAGCUUAUUGAACUCGGUGCUAGAAUCAAUGCACGAGGAUCAGGCAAACUUGGCAGAUCAGCGUUGGAGGGGGCGGCUGAGCACGGGAGACUUGACAUGCUGGCACUCUUGGUGCAUCAUGGCGCUGUUACAACGGGUCCUGGUCGUCAACAAUUGAUCAAUUCUGUUGCAUUUGCCCAGCAGAGGGCACAUAGCACUGCGGCUGACUGGUUGAAGAAGAACUGCGGUUGGUGUGACCAAAAUCAACGUCAGUUGGAGUUUGUCGACGCCGAUGCUGAUUAUCCUAUCGGAGAAUGCAUCAGGGCGUAUUGUUGUGACGAGUACCAUGACAGCGAUACUCAGUGCGUCUAUCACUAUACUGAGGAGCAGAGGCAAAUCCAUUAUGAUUACUGCGAGCGUUGUGAGGAAAUCAGAUAUGACCGGGACGAUGGCAGCGAAAGCAACUUGUCAAGUGAGGACGAGGAGAUGGAUUCGGGGUGGGUGGAGAAUGAUCAAGAGACUGCACAAAGCCUGGAUGUUAUGGAACAAUGUAAUUAG
Molecule: messenger RNA, 3657 nt
Organism: Fusarium mangiferae
Lineage: Eukaryota; Fungi; Ascomycota; Sordariomycetes; Hypocreales; Nectriaceae
Exons: 4
Coding region: 1-3657 (1218 amino acids)
Molecular function (GO): protein binding
Source: RefSeq, a predicted model, not a curated record